This is a messenger RNA of Macrosteles quadrilineatus (aster leafhopper), 564 nucleotides long. RefSeq lists its product as uncharacterized. The coding region runs from base 1 to 564 and encodes 187 amino acids. NCBI's taxonomy places the organism in Eukaryota, Metazoa, Arthropoda, Insecta, Hemiptera, Cicadellidae. The transcript has a single exon. The record is from RefSeq and is a predicted model, not a curated record.
AUGGAUGCAUUAGUAAAGAAAAGAAGCACAAUCAAGGCACAACUAACAAGAUUUGGACAGUUCUUUGACAAUUCCAUUAAUUCUCCCGGAUUUUUGAAUGAACUAUACGUCAGACUUCCCAAGGCAGAGCAACUUCUUGACAAAUUCGACCUCAUCCAACAUGACAUUGAACUGGAGGAUGACGAGGAUGCCCAACAGGUAGAAAGGGAAACCUUUGAAUCGACUUUGAAAAUAAUAGGUAAGGCCAAAUCAUUCACAACAAACAAUCAGGAGAAUACUUCAAUUCAAAUGAAAACUUCAGAUAGGGUUUCAGGGCCUAAACUAAACCUACCGGUAUUAAAUCAGCCAUCCUUUGAUGGAUCUUUUGACGAUUGGUUUCCGUUUUCUGAUAUGUUUUGGGUGGUGAUCCAUAACAAUGAAUCUCUAACAGACAUUGAAAAAUUGCACUACCUUAAAUCUUGUUUGAAAAAGGAAGCGUUUGACGUAAUUUCAUCUUUGGAGUUGACUUCCACUAACUAUGCAGUAGCUCGGAACCUCAUUCAAGAGACAACAACAAAACAUUAA